Molecule: messenger RNA, 4400 nt
Organism: Galeopterus variegatus (Sunda flying lemur)
Lineage: Eukaryota; Metazoa; Chordata; Mammalia; Dermoptera; Cynocephalidae
Gene: TGFB3
Product: transforming growth factor, beta 3
Exons: 7
Coding region: 1110-2348 (412 amino acids)
Biological process (GO): SMAD protein signal transduction; regulation of cell population proliferation; transforming growth factor beta receptor signaling pathway
Cellular component (GO): extracellular region
Molecular function (GO): growth factor activity; type II transforming growth factor beta receptor binding; cytokine activity
Source: RefSeq, a predicted model, not a curated record
AAAAUUUCAGCAGAGAGAAAUAGAGAGAGCAGUGUGUGUGCAUGUGUGUGUAUGACACGGAGGGAGAGGCAGAGAGAGGGAGGCCGGCGGGCGCCACGGCCAAGGCAGGGAGCGAGGCAGGCGGACACAGGGAAGAAGCCUGCGCGCCCAGAGUCACAGCUUUCCGGAGGAGGCGUGCAGCGAACCGGCUUCUAUUUUCUUUUUCUUCUCCUUUUUUUCUUUUUUUAAAGAGCAGCAGGGGACAGAAAUCACGGCUGAGGGAGAAGACAAGCUGAAGUGCUGGUGACCCUGGGCGUCCAAGUGGAUUAUCGGGGCUGCUCUCCGGAGGCCUGUCCUCCCUGCCUUCUAGUUGCACAUAACCCAGCAUCCCAGCCAAGGAAGACGAGAGGCAGCGUGAACAAAGUCAUUUAGAGAGCCCCCGAGGAAGUGUAAACAAAAGAGAAAGCAUGAAUGGAGUGCCUGAGAGACAAGUGUGUCCUGUACUGCCCCCACCUUUAGCUGGGCCAGCAGCUGCCCAGCCCUGCCUCUCCCCACCUACUCACUGGUGAUCUGACUUUUUUUUUGUUGUUUAACAAGUUUUUUUGUUCUUUUCUUCUCCAUUCUCUUUUCUUAUUCUCCUUCAGGGCAAGGCAAGGAUUUUGAUUUGGGGACCCAGUCAUGGUCCUUCUCCUUCUUUUUUAAAAUAUCUACUUUCUCCCCAUCGCCAAGAGGCGUUUGGCAAUAUCAGAUAUCCGCUCUAUUUAUUUUUACCUAAGGAAAAACUCCAGCUCCCUUCCCACUCCCAGCUGCCUUGCCACCCCUCCCAGCCCUCUGCUUGCCCUCCACCUGGCCUGCUGGGAGUCAGAGCCCAGCAAAACCUGUUUAGACACAUGGACAAGAACCCCAGCGCUACAAGGCACACAGUCCGCUGCUUCGUCCUCAGGGUUGCCAGCGCUUCCUGGAAGUCCUGAAGCUCUCGCAGUGCAGUGAGUUCAUGCACCUUCUUGCCAAGCCUCAGUCUUUGGGAUCUGUGGAGGCCGCCUGGUUUUCCUCCCUCCUUCUGCACGUCUGCUGGGGUCUCCUCCUCUCCAGGCCUCGCCGCCCCCCUGGCUUCUCUCCCGGGCUCGCACAUGAAGAUGCACUUGCAAAGGGCUCUGGUGGUCCUGGCCUUGCUGAACUUUGCCACAGUCAGCCUCUCUCUGUCCACUUGCACCACCUUGGACUUUGGCCACAUCAAGAAGAAGAGGGUGGAAGCCAUUAGGGGACAGAUCUUGAGCAAGCUCAGGCUCACCAGCCCCCCUGAGCCAUCGGUGAUGACCCACGUCCCCUAUCAGGUCCUGGCCCUUUACAACAGCACUCGGGAGCUGCUGGAGGAGAUGCAGGGGGAGAGGGAGGAAGGCUGCACUCAGGAAAACACCGAGUCGGAAUACUACGCCAAAGAGAUCCAUAAAUUCGACAUGAUCCAGGGGCUGGCGGAGCACAACGAUCUGGCCGUCUGCCCCAAAGGAAUUACCUCCAAGGUUUUCCGCUUCAACGUGUCCUCAGUGGAGAAAAAUAGAACCAACCUGUUCCGAGCAGAAUUCCGGGUCUUGCGGGUGCCCAACCCCAGCUCCAAGCGCAGUGAGCAGAGGAUUGAGCUCUUCCAGAUACUUCGGCCAGAUGAGCAUAUCGCCAAACAGCGCUAUAUCAGUGGCAAGAAUCUGCCCACACGGGGCACUGCAGAGUGGCUGUCUUUUGAUGUCACCGACACUGUGCGUGAGUGGCUGUUGAGAAGAGAGUCCAACUUAGGUCUGGAAAUCAGCAUUCACUGUCCAUGUCACACCUUUCAGCCUAAUGGAGAUAUACUGGAAAACAUUCAUGAGGUGAUGGAAAUCAAAUUCAAAGGUGUGGACAAUGAGGAUGAUCACGGCCGUGGAGAUCUGGGGCGCCUCAAGAAACAGAAGGAUCACCACAACCCUCAUCUAAUCCUCAUGAUGAUUCCCCCGCACCGGCUUGAUAACCCAGGCCAGGGGGUGCAGAGAAAGAAGCGGGCCCUGGAUACCAAUUACUGCUUCCGCAACUUGGAGGAGAACUGCUGUGUGCGCCCCCUCUACAUUGACUUCCGACAGGAUCUGGGCUGGAAGUGGGUUCAUGAACCCAAGGGCUACUAUGCCAACUUCUGCUCAGGCCCUUGCCCAUACCUCCGCAGUGCAGACACAACCCACAGCACGGUGCUGGGACUGUACAACACCCUGAAUCCUGAAGCAUCUGCCUCACCUUGCUGUGUGCCCCAGGACUUGGAACCCCUGACCAUCUUGUACUAUGUCGGGAGGACCCCCAAGGUGGAACAGCUCUCCAACAUGGUGGUGAAGUCUUGUAAGUGUAGCUGAGACCCUGCCUGCGACACACAGAGAGAAGAGAGAACUGCCACUGCCUGACUGCCCACCCCUUGGGGAAACACAAAAGCAACAGACCUCACCUAGAGGCCUGAAGCCCACAACCUUUGGCUCCAGGCAAUGGCUGAGAUGGAGGUUUCCUUUUGGAACAUUUCUCUUUCUUGCUGGCUCUGAGAAUCACUGUGGUAAAGAAAGUGUGGGUUUGGUUAGGGGAAGGCCGAAAUCUUCAGAAGACACAGAUUUUCUGUGAUGUAGACAGAGGUGGUGGGGAUAGAGGAAGAGGGAAGGCAAGUCGAUAUGGCAUGUGGCCAUGGGAUUUGGGCUACUGUAGGGAGGAGGAAGGGCAGAGAAUGGCCGGGUCAGGGCCAGCCUGGAAGACACUUUGGAUUUGAGGUCAGAUUUGCUCAUUUCUGUUUCACAUGUGCUCUAGGGAAUCUGGAUUACUUUACACAAGGCAAGCAUUUUUAUUCAGACAGGUUUCCAAGACAAAGUCCCAGAAUUGUAUCUGUACUACUUGGGAUUAAGGACAAAUCUGUUAUUUUUCCAAUCAGCACCAUGGGUCGUUACAGGGAGAAAAUCCAGAUAAUGUACUUCCCAGGCCAUCAUCUAUAUUGGACCCUAUGGAUAUGCUGAACUUAGAAGCUAGAGUGGAAAUUAACCCUUUCCUUUCUGCCCUCUGCGUCCCUCCUCUCGCCUUCUUCCUUGGUCAUAUUUCCCCUUGGACAUUUGGCUAGAUACUUUCCAGGUCAGGGUGCACAUAUCUGGAUUUUGGGUCCAUGCAGCCUUGGGGCAUUAUGAGUUUUUCCCCCUUCCCUCCCAAGACCCUGUGUUCAUUUGGUGUUCCUGGAAGCAGGUGCUACAACAUGUGAGGCAUUCGGGGAAGCUGCACAUGUGCCACACAGUGACUUGGCCCCAGACGCAUAGACUGAGGUAUAAAGACAAAUACAAAUAUUACUCUCAAAAUCUUUGUAUAAAUAAAUAUUUUUGGGGAAUCUUGGAUGAUUUCAUCUUCUGGAAGAUUGUUUCUAGAACAGUAAAAGCCUUAUUCUAAGGUGUAUGUCUGACUCGAUGAAUAUCCUUAAUUACCCUUUUUCUUAAUUGCAUGUCUGCAUAUACUAAUCAAAGGUAACUGGAAUCUAGGGCAGAAAAUCUCUCGAACAUCAAAUACAUUGUUUAGCCUGCUAUACCUGCUAUACCCUUCACAGUGGGCCCACUGCGCUGCCUUCAGCCAUGUGAGAAGACUGCGCUAUUGUUUGUGCUUCCUUCCUUCUUGCAGAGUUUAUUAUUCUCAGACACACAGAGGCAGUGGCUCAGAUUUGAAGAAAGCAUACGAAUUUGACCUCCAGAUAACUGUGGGCAUAACCACUUGGUGUGAACCCCUGCAUAUGGAAAUGUGGUUUGUACAUUAUAAAUUACCAACAUCUUCAUUUUUGAAAAUCUCAUCUCAUCCCCCAUAUCAGUUGAGAGUUGGAGAAACUGUGGUAAAUGGCCUAAGAAUAUGAGGCUAAUUCUGUUAUCUGUUAUCUGGUUUAUUACCAAGAGAAGUCCAGUACCAGUAAGAAUGACUUGAAAGCACUUGGGUACGUGAAGGGAGAUAUCGGGAGUCUGGUCUUAGCACCUGAUCAGCACACGGUGAACGUAGUAAGAAACCAACUUGAGGAUUUAAUUUCUGAUUGGUUACCUACAAUAAUUCCAAGCACUGUAGUUGGCCUAAAAGUACUUUUACUGGGUUCAUACCCUUUUAUCUCUUUUCACAAGACUCAUACGUUGAGUGCCCCCCAAACUCCUUAUUUUCCAAUUCUACACAUCAGCAGGGGACUAUGCAGGAAUCUAAUUUGUCUCCGAACCAACUCACAACCAAGUGAGCAGACAGUUAAGGUGAUCCUCAAACUACUAUCCAGAAGUUUCAGGAACACCUGUAAUACAUUCUCUCUUCUCUCCUGCAACCAACAGACCUCAUCCUUAGCAAGCAAAAAAAAAAAAAGCUUCAAUGUGCCCAACCUUUGUUUUCAUUAACUAAGAAGGCAAUAAAGUCCCUUUUCUGCC